Cydia strobilella is the source of this 1747-nucleotide messenger RNA. RefSeq names its product J domain-containing protein (gene jdp). The coding region runs from base 244 to 741 and encodes 165 amino acids. Lineage: Eukaryota; Metazoa; Arthropoda; Insecta; Lepidoptera; Tortricidae. The transcript is spliced from 3 exons. The record is from RefSeq and is a predicted model, not a curated record. Gene Ontology annotation, cellular component: cytoplasm.
UACGUUGUCCCCUUCACUUUGUUACGUCUAAUUAAUAUACGGUGCGGCUUUUUACUAACUUCAUCAUAGGUAACUCCCCGCUUCCGAGAACCUACCGAUCGAAGGUCGUGCGCAUGCGCGCUGGUUCAUUCAGCUUAGUGUGCGAUUGAAGCAAGCUUGUGAACGUAGAGACCAGACCUACAGACCUAGCCAGCUCUAGUGCCUCUAGUACCCACCGGGGAGCCGUAAGGGAGGGUUGCGAAGAUGACGGGCGUGGACGAAAUACUCAAUUACCAACGGAGCCCUGACGACGACUUCUACGCGUUGUUGGGCUGUGACGAAAACUCCAGCGUGGAGCAAAUUAUUGCGGAGUUCAAAAUACUUGCUCUGCAACACCAUCCUGAUAAGAAUGGCGGGGACAAAGAAGCAGAAGCCAAAUUUCAGAAAUUGAAGGAAGCGAAGGAAACACUGUGUGACCCGGCAAAACGAGCGCUGUACGACAAGUGGAGGCAGAGCGGCAUCGCCAUGGGCUACAAGCAGUGGCUCGGCAUGAAGGAGCACGUGCAGCAGUCCAUGCACUGGUCCAAGCCCAACACCAAGGACCGUAUGGUGGAGGGCGCGUCCGGCCCGUCCAGCCUCGGGCCGGCCGGCGGCGCCGCGCGCCGCGCCUCCGAGGGCGGCGCCGCGCUGUGGGGCCGCUGGGGAGGCAACCAGGAACCGCCCUCCGAGGUCAUCUCCAAGUUCCGCAACUAUGAAAUCUAAACCAUCGCCUACCCUUUUACAAAAUACACUGAGGGCCGUUUUAUUUAAUGUUCAAGAGAUUAUUUGUGCCCUAAUCUCUUGACCUGUUAGUAACGAAAUGUACUUAUUUUUUUACAAUUUCUCAAGUCACAAGUUUACCUUUUAUGUUGUUUGUUGACUCACCCAGGCUGUUGAACACUUGCCAGUUUUAUUGAAGUUGUAACUCGACGUAUUAUAAAAGUAAGGGUAAGUAAGUAUUAUUAAAUUAGAUAUAAAUGGCACAAUAUUCAUCAAGUCAGCUCAUUGAAUAAUGUUACUCGAAUGUGGCUCGAUAUCUUUUUCUGAGAAUUAUUAAAUGUUUGAUGUGUUUCAUGGUAAUAAAUGUACUCUGUUGCGAGUAGGCAGCGUGUUGACGUUAGGACCCCGUCCCUACCGAGAGUGAUUAGUGUCUAUAUCUUUAGUUUUAAGCUAUGCACAUUCCUAAAAACUUGCGAGUCUGAAUAAAAAGAAAACAUUUCUGCUGUAGAACAAUAUGUUAGUCUACUAAAGAAUCUAUAUUUUGAAGAUUUUAUAUUUUUGAUCCUCUUUUACGACUAUUUAUCUUACUGUAUAAGAAGUAAAUUACUUUUAAAGAGAGGGAGUGUGUGGAGAUAAUGUUGUGAGAUACGUACAGGGUAAAAUGAUGGCUUCUGUUACCUACUUAUCAAUGGUUUGACCUUGCGUUGAACUUCGUCAAUAUAUUAAUUUAUUUGUUUAUUGACAUUCGUAAUUGUCCUAAAAUAGGUGUUGUGUUCCCAUGCUAGAGUUGUGUAGACUUUUAAUAAAUCAUAUAAUGAUAUAUAUGUUGAUGUUUUACUAGUUUACUUUAAAUGUUUAUUAAAUCAUUGUUAAAAUAGUAGUAGAAAUUUAAAUUUGUAAUGUUUUAUCUGGAUAAGAAUCUCUAUCUAAAAAUAAUGCCAAAUGUAUAAGAUGUUUUUAUUUUUGAUGUAAAAUCACCUUUGACACAAUAAAGUUUACCGGACAAAAA